AUGUUGUUGCGAAAUUUGAAACCGCCUAAACUGUGCAAUGGGACCAGGCUUAAAGUCAAAGCUUUACAUCGCAAUAUAGUAGAAGUCACAAUUUUAACAGGAUGUGCAAAAGAGGAAACUGUGUUUGUACCACGAAUCCCUUUAAUUCCGAAUGAUCAUCCGUUCGAAUUUAAACGAUUAAAGUUUCCCCUGAAAGUCAGUUUUGCAAUGACUAUAAACAAUUCUCAAGGCCAAACUCUUAAAUUUGCAGGAAUAGAUUUGCGAGAAAACUGUUUUUCACAUGGGCAGUUCUACGUAGCUUGCUCACGCAUAAGCUCACCCAAUAGCUUGGUGAUUUUGUCGCCUACUAAUAGAUCAGUGAAGAACAUUGUCUUCAAAGAAGUUUUGUAG
Diuraphis noxia (Russian wheat aphid) is the source of this 390-nucleotide messenger RNA. RefSeq lists its product as uncharacterized. The record is from RefSeq and is a predicted model, not a curated record. NCBI's taxonomy places the organism in Eukaryota, Metazoa, Arthropoda, Insecta, Hemiptera, Aphididae.